Molecule: messenger RNA, 2171 nt
Organism: Ceratosolen solmsi marchali
Lineage: Eukaryota; Metazoa; Arthropoda; Insecta; Hymenoptera; Agaonidae
Product: serine/threonine-protein phosphatase 2A 56 kDa regulatory subunit gamma isoform
Exons: 9
Coding region: 223-2004 (593 amino acids)
Biological process (GO): signal transduction; protein dephosphorylation
Cellular component (GO): nucleus; cytosol; protein phosphatase type 2A complex
Molecular function (GO): protein phosphatase activator activity
Source: RefSeq, a predicted model, not a curated record
CAAGACGACGACGGCAGCAUUGAAGGAGAAUACCGAAGAAUCCCUGGGAUUCUAUAGAAAAAAACGACGUCGUCUUAAGGGAGAAAGAGAAAAAGAAAGAGUAAGAGCACAGGAAAAAAUACGAAGAGGAGAGUCGCUGCCUGAAAUUCAUUACCACCAAACCUCUUAACCUCCACACUGCAUAUUAUUUCUUGUUCUCCAAACAUUUACGAGCAUAGGAAAAUGGAUGUUAAUAACACAAAGGACAAAUAUAAAAAAGGAAAGAAUGGUGAACCUGUAGAUGAGGUCAACAAGGUAACGAGCGGAUCCCCCAAUGCUAAUGUACCGCCGCCGCCAACGUUAAUUAAUAAAAUCAAGUAUCAACCAGGUGUUUCGGUGAUUAAGAAGGACAAACGUCAGAGCAGCUCUAGAUUCAACAUAUCAAAAAAUCGUGAGCUUCAGAAAUUGCCAAAUCUCUGCGAUGUCCAAGCUGCUGAACAGAGAGAACAGUUGUUUAUACAAAAGCUUCGCCAAUGUUGCGUCCUUUUUGACUUCGAGACCGAUCCCCUUUCGGAUCUACAGUGGAAAGAGGUAAAACGUGGGGCACUCCACGACAUGGUGGAGUACGUAACGAAUAACAGCGACGUUAUCACUGAAGCCAUAUAUCCAGAGGUUGUCAAUAUGUUCGCUGUGAAUCUUUUCCGAACUCUACCUCCUUCGUCAAAUCCAAAUGGUGCAGAAUUUGAUCCGGAGGAGGAUGAGCCUACAUUAGAAGUUGCUUGGCCGCAUUUGCAAUUUGUUUAUGAAUUUUUUCUACGUCUCCUGGAAUCUGCCGACUUCCAGCCAUCGAUCGCCAAACGUUACAUAGAUCAUAAGUUCAUAUUACAGUUGCUUGACCUUUUCGAUUCUGAGGACCCAAGGGAACGAGAUUUCCUUAAGACAACGUUACAUAGGAUUUAUGGAAAAUUCCUAGGGUUGAGGGCCUAUAUACGCAAACAAAUAAACAAUGUGUUUUAUCGGUUUAUUUAUGAGACCGAACGCCAUAACGGUAUUGCUGAGCUUCUCGAAAUUCUUGGAAGUAUUAUAAAUGGCUUUGCACUGCCCCUGAAGGAAGAGCAUAAGACUUUCUUAUUAAAAGUCUUACUACCUCUGCAUAAGGCAAAAUCUCUGUCGGUUUAUCACCCACAGCUUGCUUACUGCAUUGUACAGUUCCUAGAGAAGGACGCUUCGCUUACAGAACCAGUCAUUAAGAAUCUUCUGAAGUUCUGGCCAAAGACGCGUUCCCCAAAGGAGGUCAUGUUCCUCAACGAGCUCGAGGAGAUACUUGACGUCAUUGAGCCCGCUGAGUUUCAAAAGGUCAUGGAUCCACUCUUCAGACAACUAGCGAGGUGUAUCUCUUCUUCGCAUUUCCAAGUAGCUGAGAGAGCUCUAUACUAUUGGAAUAACGAAUAUAUAAUGUCCUUAAUUUCGGAUAAUUACUUGAUCAUCCUACCUAUAAUAUAUCCAGCCUUGUAUAAAAAUUCUCGAAAUCAUUGGAAUAAAACGAUACAUGGUCUAAUUUAUAAUGCAUUGAAACUCUUUAUGGAAAUGAAUCAAAAGGUGUUUGAGGAGUAUAUACAGCAACAUCAACAGGAUCGACAAAAAGAACGCAAAUUAUUGAAAGAUAGAGAUGAGGCUUGGAUAAGGGUGGAGGCACUGGCUAUGAGGCAUCCGUCAUAUGCAACUAAAGUAGUACCAAAUAAUAAUCCUUUUAUAACGGCACAACUUGAAAAUAACUCAAUGCCUGAUGAAGACGGAGAAAAUGAACAAAUUAUGUUAACAGCUGAUAAAAUCGAGGCGAAGGUUAAUGAAGUAAGUGUACAAAACUAUUCUCAGGCAAAGAAAGUUUCAAACAUAAACAAGGUGAAACAACUAUUGCGAAGGAAAAGUGAAUUACCUCAAGAUUCCUAUACGAUUCGAGCACUUUCGGAUCAUAAAAGAGCGGAUGAAUAUCUUGUUACGCCACCGGAUUCUAAUAAUUGCUAGUCUCUACCUUGCUCUCUUCUGGUUUAUUUUCAAAUACGUAACAACGAGGUCGGGAGUUAAAGAAGUUUCUUUCUUUACAUCGAUCGAGUAAACUACUUGAAGGAUAAAUUAAAUUUGAUGGAGAUAAUUGUAAUUAAUUUAAAGAAGAGAAAAAAUGAAUAAGAAUG